AUGAAAAACGUAGGAAACAAGAUAUGUAAUCAUGAUGGAUGCGACAAGAUGCCAUGCUUCAAUCAUGAGGGACAAAGCAAAGGCAUGUACUGUAAGAAGCACAAAGAGGAGGGCAUGAUAAAUGUGACAAUAAAGAUGCAGUGUGUAUUUGAGGGUUGCAAGAGACAGCCAUAUUAUAACUACGAGGGGGAACCAAGACGCUUAUACUGUCGUAAGCACAAAAAGGAGGGUAUGAUGAAUGUGAAACUGAAUAUAAGGUGUGCAUUCAAUGGAUGCAUUAAGAUACCAUACUGCAACCAUGAGGGAGAAACUAAGGGUUUAUACUGUGGCAAGCACAAAGAGGAGGGUAUGAUAAAUGUGAUAAAGAAGCCAUGUUUAUUCGAUGGAUGCAGUAAAACACCAAACUACAAUGAUGAGGGAGAAACCAAAGGAUUGUAUUGUUUUGAGCACAAAAAAGAGGGCAUGGUAAAUGUAAAAACCAAGAGAUGUGUGUUCGAGGGUUGUAACAAAUGGCCAAGUUAUAACUACGAGGGCGAAACCAAAUGCUUAUACUGUAGUGAGCACAAAAAGGAGGGCAUGAUAGGUGUGAAAAACAAUAUAUGCAAAUAUAAGGGUUGUAAUAGAAUGUCAUCGUGCAACUACAAGGGACACACUAAAAGCUUAUACUGUGCAAAGCACAAGGAGAAGGGCAUGAUAAAUGUAAAAAACAAGAAAUGUAGAUUUGAUGGAUGCAGUAAAAUCCCAUGCUACAAUCGCGAGGGACAAACAAAAGGGUUAUACUGUGCAGAGCACAGAGAGGAGGGGAUGAUAGAUAUGAUAAACAAGAAGACCUGUGUGUUUAAUGGAUGCAGUAAAACCCCACGUUACAACAAUGAGGGUGAAACUACAGGCUUAUACUGUGCCGAGCACAAAGAGGAUGGCAUGAUAAAUGUGAUAUAUAAGGCCUGCCAUUAUGAUGGAUGCAAGAAACACCCGUGUUUCAAUGAUGAGGGAUUUACGAGGGGCUUAUACUGUAAAAAACACAAAGAGGAGGUAAUCUAUGCUAUUAUUGUGAUGAGAACAACAAGAGAUAUAUCAAAUCGAAGGAGUUAG
Messenger RNA from Guillardia theta CCMP2712, 1092 nucleotides. RefSeq lists its product as hypothetical. NCBI's taxonomy places the organism in Eukaryota, Cryptophyceae, Pyrenomonadales, Geminigeraceae. Bases 1 to 1092 code for a protein of 363 amino acids. The transcript has 2 exons. The record is from RefSeq and is a predicted model, not a curated record.